GGAAAUGCUCAUGCGUCGUAUACGAGUGGCUUGUAGCAUCGCAUCGCCACGCACUUUUAUACCCCACAAGCACGCUCGCCUCGCCAGCGCCUUGAGCUUCCUGCCUCCAGCCUCGCUCGCACUCUGCAGCUCAACUCCUCUCGUUGCCUUCCUCGCCGCCUUCGGCGACCACAACGAUGGACGUCGUGCUGCAUUACUUUGACGAGUACGUCCUCGACGCGCUCUACGCCGUCGUGCUGCCCGCCUCGCCCAGCUCACCGCUGCUGCGCCGCUCUCCCGCGCUGCUAAGCGCCUUUCUCGCCGAUGGGCAGACCCAUGCCACCCUCGCGCACGCCGCCCACACGCGCAUUGCCGGCGCCGCCGGUGCCAAGGGCUUUCUGCACAACCUCACUAGCACGCUCGCAAGGGCCGCCUGGCCCGCUUCCCACUCGAUCCCAGCAGUAGAUGUAGCGCGGAUAGCAGACACCCCGCUGCCGGACACAGCGUACGCCGCGCUCGACUGGCCCGCCGUGUCGCAUCUGAGUGCGCUACCGCGCUCGAGCAUACUGCGCCAGUCGCUCUCGCUCUACGCGAUCACCUACGUCGGCAUCCUCCUGCUUUACUUUCUCUUUGCCGGGCUCAGCUACCGCUUCCUCUUCAACAAGGCCAUGCUGCGCCACCCGCGCUUCCUCAAGAACCAGGUCCGCCUCGAGAUCGCCGCGUCGCUGCGCGCCUUCCCUGUUCUCGACGCACUCACCCUGCCCUGGUUCGUUGCAGAGGUCCGCGGGCACAGCCGGCUCUACUCACACAUCAACCAGGGGCCCUGGGCCGACCGCUGGUUCGGCUUGCACGGCUGGACCUAUGCUGCGCUCAUCAGCACGCCUUUCUUCCUGCUCUUCACCGACGCGUGCAUCUACUGGGUCCACCGCCUCGAGCACCACCCGCGCCUGUAUAAGCAUGUGCACAAGCCCCACCACAAGUGGCUCGUCCCCAGUCCGUUUGCUUCGCACGCCUUCCACCCGCUCGACGGGUACGCUCAGUCGCUCCCCUACCACAUCUUCGUCUUCCUCUUCCCCCUACAUCGCACCCUGUACAUUGGCCUCUUUGUCUUUGUCAACCUCUGGUCCAUUUUAAUCCACGACAGCGACAUGAUCUGCAACUCACCCCUGGAGAAGUUCAUCAACGGCCCGAGCCACCACACGCUGCACCACCUCUACUUCUCCGUCAACUAUGGCCAGUACUUUACCGGCUGCGACCGCCUCGGCGGUAGCUACCGCGCCCCAAAGCUCGAGGACGACCCCUUGCACGACGUCCCCGACGCCGGUUCGGAUCCCAAGGCGAAGGUUGAGAAGACAGAGUGAAGCAGGCCGCCGUUCCUCCUCCUUUCAUAGACAUUGCGCCAUGUGCAUGCAAACAUAUACAUACAUGCCCACGUAUGUAAGCGCCGCCCCAGUCCCAGUCCCAGUCCCAGGCGCAGGCUCCACCUUCACCCGCUUAUCACUCUUGCGUGAGAGCUUGCGCAUAUCACAGCCAGCCGAACCAAACUAGAGCAUCAAUCUAUUCAUGG
This is a messenger RNA of Tilletiaria anomala UBC 951, 1546 nucleotides long. RefSeq lists its product as uncharacterized. The record is from RefSeq and is a predicted model, not a curated record. Gene Ontology annotation, molecular function: iron ion binding; oxidoreductase activity. Gene Ontology annotation, biological process: lipid biosynthetic process. Lineage: Eukaryota; Fungi; Basidiomycota; Exobasidiomycetes; Georgefischeriales; Tilletiariaceae. The transcript has a single exon. The coding region runs from base 177 to 1340 and encodes 387 amino acids.